Molecule: messenger RNA, 753 nt
Organism: Arachis stenosperma
Lineage: Eukaryota; Viridiplantae; Streptophyta; Magnoliopsida; Fabales; Fabaceae
Exons: 4
Coding region: 1-753 (250 amino acids)
Source: RefSeq, a predicted model, not a curated record
AUGACCGGCGAUGAAUCAAAAUUCACCGCAAUAGAGUCUACAAACGGAGGAAACGUGAUCUAUGGAGACAACAACACCGGCAAAGUAAUCGGCAUUGGAAAACGAGUCUUCCACUAUGAGGACGAUGGAAGAGAGAGGAUAAAGCGGGGAAUUGUACAAAGAAUAGAAAGUUCAUGGAGGAACGCAAGAAAUCAUUUGUUCCAUAAGGUUUAUGAUGAAGAAUUGACUUUUGAGGAAAACCUCAAGCGUAAGCCAGCAGGAAUAGAGGCAAAUCACUGGAAAAUGUUUCUUGAAUAUCGGUUGAACGAGGACAUACAAGAGAAGUGUAAGAAAAAUGCCAUUAAUCGUUCAAAGCAACUGUACACACAUACCGGAGGUUCUAAAACGAUGGCAAGAAAGAGACACGAAGAAGAGCACCCAGGAAGAGUUCGUGGACUCAGUUUUGGUCCUUGUCCCAGUCAGUAUUUUCGUAACAAUCCACAGCAGUCUGACUACGGUGUACAUAUUGAGGAGUAUCAGAUGGAGAUUGUAAAACUUAAGGCGGAGGUAGCAGAACUCAAGGCAGCAGUAGAAGAGGAAAAGGCAAAGAGACAGAGAAUGGAGGCAGAGGCAGCAGAGGAGAAGGCAAAAAUGCAGACUAUGGAAAAUUUGUUAAGAUACAUAAUCCAGCAACAAGGAGGUAAUGUGCCACCUGAAAUAGCUGCAAAUUUGGAUUCUUUGAGAAGUGCACCAACCUCAUCCCAUGCAAUAUAA